GCUAUACCGUUGUAUGUGUGAAUGCAAAUAAUUUUUUUUAUAUGGUAUUUUGAUACUCUAUUUUUUGCUUUUGUUUAUGCAGGAAAAAACUGUUGCACACUUGUCUUAUAUGGCUGAUUGGAACCCAGAUCCAAGGGUUUUAGCUAAGAUUCAACAUUUGAGCAUUUCUGAAUACUGGAGGAUUAAAUAUUUUAAAUCAAGACAAUGUCUAUUGAGUGAUCUUUGUUCAAACUUCUAUGAUGAUGCUAAUGAUUGCUUCAUCAUAGGUGAAAAUAGGCUAACAAUUACUUUGGAAGAUGUUCAUUAUUUGUCUGGUCUCCCAAUUGAUGGGAAGCCACUGGUGAUUGCUGAUCCGGCGAAUAUUAUUGAUGAGUGUGUAAAACUAUUGGGUCGCGUAAAUCCGGAUGAUAAGAAGGGAUGGAUUAGUUUUAAGUGGCUUAAGACUACAUACAGUGUUGUUCCACCCGGCAUUGAGGAGGAUGAUCGAGUGUUUUUGUAUUAUGUUCGGGCCUACGUGCUUUACGUCAUUGGGGCGGUUAUAUUCCCUAGCUCCUCGCGUCGUUCCUCUGUAUCAGCAAACUAUCUGCUUUUCCUGGAGGAUAUUGAGAAAUUCAAUGAUUAUGCAUGGGGAGCAGGGAUGCUUGCUCAACUUCUUAGCUCAAUAAAAUAUGCAAAAAUGAAAGGAUUAAAAACCAUGCAUGGAGCGGAUUGGUUGCUUCAAUUGUUUAUAAUGGAGCGUUUGCCUUCUGUGGCAAAGACGCUUCUUCGUGUGGAUGGCGAAUAUCAGGUGCCUACGGAGGUUCCCUACAUAGUGGAGUGGUCGGCAUUCCUUCGUGUUCCAUCCCAAUACAGUUUUAAGGGCUACGAUUUUCAUCAGAAGUUGGUAGAUGCCGGCCAACAGAUCAAAUGGAGGCCAUAUGUUGAGCGGAAUGGUGUGCAUGCAGAAUCAGAGGAUUGAACGUUCGAGAAUGUUUUAUUCUCCAACUGUUUUACUUGGAUUCAAAUAUCUUUUUUAUCAUCGGCCUGAACUAAGCCCUCGACAACUUGGAAUUACCGAAGUGGAUGAAUCUAGAUUGCGGCCGUUGAUUGCACUUAAAGAGAGAGGCCGUAAUGGGCCUCAACAACUGGAUUGGCCGAAAGUAUACAAUGAUUAUAGGGACGAUGACAAAAGUAUCUAAAAUUUUAAAAAUAUUUACAAAAGUACCUGUAAACUUUUUUUAUUUACAAAAAUACGACUGAUUUAAAAUUAAUUACGAAAGUAUCAAAAAAUGAAAAUUAAUUACAA
Mercurialis annua (annual mercury) is the source of this 1285-nucleotide messenger RNA. RefSeq names its product protein MAIN-LIKE 2-like. The record is from RefSeq and is a predicted model, not a curated record. Bases 77 to 958 code for a protein of 293 amino acids. Lineage: Eukaryota; Viridiplantae; Streptophyta; Magnoliopsida; Malpighiales; Euphorbiaceae. The transcript is spliced from 3 exons.